This is a messenger RNA of Clunio marinus, 204 nucleotides long. The record is from the annotation of a GenBank genome assembly. NCBI's taxonomy places the organism in Eukaryota, Metazoa, Arthropoda, Insecta, Diptera, Chironomidae.
AUGCAGCAUAUAUUAUCACUUUUUAAGCUUCAACCACAAGCACGUGAUAGAAGUGGACAAAAUUUCCUGCUGUUGCUGUUGACUUCUCUGUCAUUUGCCACAACUCGUGUUGCUGUUUUAGAUAUGCUCACGAUUUAUCGGAAAUGUUUUUUGUCUUUUUUAUGUCUACCAAGUGUCGUUGUUUGCAUCUUAAAUCGAACUUGA